Molecule: messenger RNA, 2118 nt
Organism: Malassezia japonica
Lineage: Eukaryota; Fungi; Basidiomycota; Malasseziomycetes; Malasseziales; Malasseziaceae
Exons: 3
Coding region: 1-2118 (705 amino acids)
Source: RefSeq, a predicted model, not a curated record
AUGCAACAAGCGGCACCGCUCUCGCCAGAGGCGUACGCCGACGCGCUCCUGCAGAGCUAUCUCUCGCCGGCGACAGACGACGCACCGGCGGUGUGGACGGCAAAGUACGCGGAAGAGGUCGCCAAGCGCCGGGAGAGCGCGCUUGAGAAGACGCUCUUGUACGACCGCCUCUUGGCCGAGGCCAACGUCGAGGCCUCGCUCUUUCCCCCGUCUUCGCCGUCGGAUACCUAUGUGCUGCUUGUCGCGAUUCUCACGGCCGCCGUGGCCGAGGACGAAAAGAGCGCGCUGCUCUACUACCUCUUUAAAGAGCACGCCGGCGAGGCCGACGGCGACGUCUUUGCCGAGCACGUCGCCCUCUCGCCGAGCAAGCGCGCAGAGAUCGACGGGUACUGGGGCGUGGACCACGCCUUGUUUGCGUCCGCUAUCCCUUACUUGAAGGACGCACGCUUUCUGCCGAUCGUCGCCGAGACACUCGGCGGCCAACACAAACACGCCGCGCUCCUCCUCGAGCUGUACGACGUGCAGGGAUCGCUGCCUGCGACGUGCGGGACGCCGUCCGAGGCGACGCUGCACCAACUCGCCCUCCUCCUCGAGGCCCUGGCGCAGGUGCGCGGCCUCGGCACUGCAUGGGUCGCCUGCCGCCAGUGGCUCGCCGCCCAGCCCAACGCACAGGCGCUGCACAAUGCCCUCUAUGGCGUGCUGUUGCGCUACUGCUUUGCGCCGCCGCGGCCCGACGCGAUUCGCGCGCUCCUCGCGCUGCCCCUCGAUGCCGAUGAGGAGGGCCGCGUGCAAAACUAUGCUUUGACGCCGGGCAGCGCCGCGCCGAGCCACGCGGCAGUGGCCGUGGACACGCUCCUCCUCAAGCUCAUCAACGAGGGUCGGUACGUCGACGCCAUCCACCUCGACCGCCGCGCCGCACAGCUCGAACGCUCGCACGCAUUCGGCAGCGACGGCAGCAGCCAGGCGGCGCGCCUGCGCCACCGCCGCAAGGCGCUUGUCGACGGCGUCUGGUCGAUCCUGCCGGCCGUGCAGCGCGACGCGCUUGUCGCGGAUCUCGGGCCGGAGCCGAUGGCGGAAGAGGCCCAGCCUGCUGCGCCCGAGCGGCCGCAGACGCCGCUGAGUGCGUCGCUGAGUGCGGCGCCGGCCAAGGCGUCGCCGGACGCGCGCCUCUUGUAUACCGCCGUGCACCUUCCUUCGCUGGGCCAGAAGCGCGGCGCGACGCCGGCGCUGCGCGAGUCCGAUGCGCCGCUGCGUAGCAGCAGUCCGUUUGCGGGCUGGAAGCGCGCCGCGCCGCGCGAGACGCAAAAGGAGGCGCCGCGCCCGCUCGAGCCGGGCUGGGGCGUGCCGAUUCCUAAGAUGGCGCAGGACGUGGCUAUGGACGAGGCGCGUGCCGUCGAAGAGGAUAUGGACGACGCACUUGACGAGGCCGAGGCGGUAAACGAGGACGAGCCGAUGGCCGACGAGGCCGACGAGGCCGACGAGGCCGAUGCUGACGACGAGCCUGUGGACGACGAGCCUGUGGACGUCGAUGAGCCUGCGGACGAGCCUGAGGACGAGCAUGCGGACCCCUCGCCGUCGCCCGAAGUCCCGCGCCGCCGCCGUGGCUCACGCCGCGCGGCAAAGAAGGCAAACGAGGCGCUGCGCAUGACGCUGCGCUCCGAGGACCCCCCCGUUCCCGGCGGCUUCCCGAUGGAAGCGGCGCCGGCGCGGCGUACGCGGCGCACGUCGCGUGCGCCCGAAGAGGGUCUGACCGCAUCUGCGUCCAUGUACCCCACGGCCCAGUCGCCGGCCCCCCGCCUGCCACGCAGUGCGACGCAAGGCGACGUGGCGUACCCCCAAGCGUCGCUUGCGCGUCUCGAGGCGUUGCACGACCACCGCCCUAUUGCGCGGCGCACGCGUGCGCAGACUGCCGAGCUCGAGUCGCACGGCUCGCAGGCGAGCGAUGUGGGGGACCUGUCCGACUUUGCGCACGACGAGCCCGCGACGCCCUCGCGGCGGCGGCGGCGUGCGUCGCCCGUGGCAACCCCCCAGCGCGUCACGCGCUCGUCCCGCCGUUUGAAGGACGGCACGACGCCCGGCACCCCCCGCUCGGUCCCCCGGCGGCGCGAUGGAAAGUAG